UUUUAAUGAAUUAGCUGAUAUGCAUCUUAUGUAUGGUCUUGCUCAAAGUAAUGCUGCCGAGGCAAGAAGAUUAUACAUCCAGUCUUUUCCAAAUCGAGAUGUACCGAGAAUAGCGUCUUUUUGAAAUGUAGACAGAAACUUGAGAGAAUUUGCUUAUAAUAUGCCUCAUCGAAUUGGUAAAGUCAACAAUAUCGAGAAAUUUGAUUCAGAAUUUUUCAAUAUACCCGCAACAGAAGCUCAUAUAAUGGAUCCUAUGAUUAGAACGUUACUCGAGCAUACUUACGAAGCAAUCAUCGAUGCUGGCGUAAACCCAAAAGAAUUACAGGGAACAAGAACGAGUGUUCUUACAGCAAUUUCUGUGUCUGGGACUCGAUCGUAUUUUUCUUUUAAAUCUGAAUUUGGUGAAUUGCCUAUGACUGUAUGCAACGUUUCUCUCAUGGCAAACAAAAUUUCUUACUGGCUCGGCGUUAUUGGACAGUCACAUAAUAUUGAUACUGCAUGUAGUUCAAGUAGCUAUGCUGUAGUGAAAGCUUACGAGCUGAUUCAGUCCGGAGAGUGCGACGCGGCCAUUAUCGCUUCAGCCAAUCUAUGCCUCAAUCCUCAUGUACAAUUUCAAUUUUACCAUCUUGGGGUUCUAUCUUCUGAUGGUUAUUGUAAACCCUUUGACGAGGAAGGCACUGGAUAUAUGCGUAGCGAAACGAUCGCUGUAGUAUAUCUGCAAAAGGCAAAAAAUGCAAGAAGAAUAUAUGCAACCCUCGUACACGGUAAAAUAAAUUGCGAUGGUUUUAAAGAAGAAGGUAUUACCUUUCCAUCGGUCGAAAAGCAAAAAAUGUUAUUGGAUGAAUUUUAUAAGGAAUGUGAAAUCAUGCCCAGUGAGUUAUCUUACAUGGAGGCCCAUGCAACUGGUACUCUUGCUGGUGAUCCCGUAGAAAUUAUGUCUAUCGACCAGGCUAUAUGUGCUAAAAGAAACACUCCGUUAUUGAUGGGCUCGGUAAAAUCGAAUAUUGGACAUUCCGAACCCGCCAGUAGCUUUUGUCAAAUCGCAAAG
Molecule: messenger RNA, 1048 nt
Organism: Temnothorax curvispinosus
Lineage: Eukaryota; Metazoa; Arthropoda; Insecta; Hymenoptera; Formicidae
Product: fatty acid synthase-like
Exons: 4
Biological process (GO): fatty acid biosynthetic process
Molecular function (GO): fatty acid synthase activity; 3-oxoacyl-[acyl-carrier-protein] synthase activity
Source: RefSeq, a predicted model, not a curated record